Messenger RNA from Anthostomella pinea, 1392 nucleotides. NCBI's taxonomy places the organism in Eukaryota, Fungi, Ascomycota, Sordariomycetes, Xylariales, Xylariaceae. The record is from the annotation of a GenBank genome assembly.
AUGAGUGACCAGGAUACCAAGCCUGUCGAGGCUGUCGACACUCCUAUUGCGCCUGCCGAAGUCAAGUCUGUCGAGUCCGAGUUCAAGCAGGAGACUACCUCUGAGAAUCCCAAGGCGGACGAGGAGAUGGUCGGCGCCCCUGCAGUUAACACUGAGCCCAUCGCCGAUGUCAAGGUCGAGGUCAGGGAAGAGACCGAGCCGAACGCCGAGGACAAGGACAGCACCAAGGACGAGAAAGAUGCCGGCGAGACGAAGCCUGUGGGCCCCUCCAUCUUCAACCCCCCUGCGAACAUGUUGAAGGUCAGACGCAACAAGCAUCACGGCAAGCCAUUCACAAAGCCAGAUCCCGUUGUCCUUCCGGAUUCUGAUGACCCCGAAGAUAUUCGUAAACAGGUCCACUUCUACUUUAGUGACAGCAACCUUCCGGGAGACAAGUACAUGUGGGGCCAGACUGGAGGCGAGGAGAACAAGCCUGUGCCUGUGUCCAAGAUCGCCAGCUUCGCACGCAUGCGUCGAUUCAAGCCCUACACUGCUGUCAUCAAUGCCCUGAAGGCCAGCAGCUUCCUAGUGGUGGAAGGCGCAGAAGGCGAGGAGACAGUUCGGCGAAAGAACGCGUACGAUCCAAGCAAGAAACUCACGCCCAACCAGGUCAUAGAGCGCAGCGUCUACGUGAAAGGUUUUGGUGAAGGAGAACCCGACACCCAAAUUCAGGUCGAGGCUUUCUUCAGUCAGUUUGGAGAGUACAGCGAGGUCCGUCUUCGCAAAGAUGACAAAGACAUUGAGCACAAUAAACCCUUCAAGGGAUCUGUAUUCGUCCAGUGGGCCGACAAGGAGACAGCCGAGAAGUUUAUGGCAUUGGAUCCGAAGCCACAGUGGAAGCAGCACGAUCUGUUGAUCCUAUGGAAGCAAGAUUACAUGGACCAGAAGGCACAGGCUAUCCGGGAGGGCAAGUUGGAGCCCAUGGACGGUCCUUCGCGUUCCCACCGUGGCCGUGGUGGCCGAGGUCGCGGCCGUGGACAGUCCCGAGGCAAUCACCGAGGAGGUGAUUCAGACGACUGGAAGAAGCGACGCGAGCAAGAUCAGCAGAAUGGCUUCCGAGACAACAAUGGUCGCGGUCGGGGUCGCGGUCGAGCACGUGGCCGUGGUCGUGGCCGUGGGCGAGACGGUCAUGAGAACGGCGACCGUCAUGUCAAGCAAGAGGACGAGCAGCCGCGCGAUGACGGACGCCCCAAGAUUCACACCAGCAAGGAGGGUGCAAAGGCUAUGGCAGAGGCCAAGGCGAAGGAGACCGAGACGAAUGGAAAGCGUGCCAGAGAGGAGGAUGGUGCUGCAGGAGAACCCCCGGCGAAGAAGGUCGACACCAAGGAAGGAGCCGCCACCGAUGCAGCCUAA